Triticum aestivum (bread wheat) is the source of this 2639-nucleotide messenger RNA. RefSeq lists its product as uncharacterized. The record is from RefSeq and is a predicted model, not a curated record. Gene Ontology annotation, molecular function: DNA binding. Bases 369 to 2555 code for a protein of 728 amino acids. Gene Ontology annotation, biological process: regulation of DNA-templated transcription. The transcript has 3 exons. Lineage: Eukaryota; Viridiplantae; Streptophyta; Magnoliopsida; Poales; Poaceae.
UCUAUGGUCUGCGAACUAGUACUAUACGCCACGGGAGUACUAAACCGUCUCCGUACUUGAAGAAAAGAAAUACGGUCUCCGAACCCUACCGUUAGUAUUCUACUAUAAAUGGGAAGGCGAUCGCCUUGUCCGAGUUCGACAGGAAAUAGAUCUAGGUUCUACAGUACUAUAGUUGGAAAUACAUGUUUUAUUUCCGAAUUAAGGAUGGACAAAGCCCGAGCUGCUUAGCUUCCAGUAGCUAUAACCGGGGACACUCCAGCAUAGCUGUCAUAUGCUUGCCGCCUCCGGACGGAAUUCCUGCUUGCUCUCAUAUAAGGCGACGAACAUCGACGUACCAGCCAGACACCGAUCCUACUCCGACGUAACAUAUGGCGACAAUAUUCAGCGGCGUGCCGGCGGACGGGUGCUCGCUCGUCGAGGCGUUCUUUCUGAUCCUUCUGCCGCUGCUCCUCCAGUGCCUCUGCCGGCCGCUCCAACGCGGCCGCACGCACGGAAGAGUUCGCUGGGAGGAGGGUACCUUCGGCAGCGUGGGCGCUCGCGCCGCCGGCCGAAGCCCGGUGCCGUGUACAUGCCACCAGAUGUUUUUGAGCUUGCGCGAUGAGGACAGCGCCGCCGGCAGAAGAAGAGCAUUGUGUCGCCAUCAUCCGGCGACGUCGACAUUGUAUUGCCGUCUAGCGAUGGCCAAUAGGCUACGAGCUUACAUCGCCAUGGUUACAUUGAUGGUCACUUUGGCGCGUUGGCGACAUGCAGACGAUAUCGAGACGUUGACACAUGAGGCGUCGGGUGACAACUUUCACGGCACGCUGCCGUGCAUGGAGGAGAGCACCGCUAGCCGAAGGCGAGCCACCGCGAACGAUCACUGGACGAUCUCGGAGAGACUGACAGACAAUGUCGCGGAGGCAGAGCUUGGCAUUUUGAUGGGCGCAAGAGGCCGACUGUCGGGUAUCGAGUGCCUUUCGAUGCCGACCCUCACGGGGCUUCAGUUAUGCCACAGUUUUCUGCACCACGUGCUCAAUCAACAUUAUCGCCAGAGAACUUCGACCAACAUCUGUAUCGUAUGCAAUUGGGAUCGGCACGUGGAGACAGAGUUUGGCACUUCCAUGGGCCCUAGUCCCGAGGGAACUUCGAUCGACCUCCGUAUCAUACGCGAUUUGGAUCAGCUAUCACGGUGGUUCAUUGUAUAUGGAGGCCUAGAUUUCCCCAUGGGAUUUUCCGAGCAACGGAACAAAGGGUCAUGGCGGGGCUAUUCCUCCGAGGGAAUUCCGGUGGAGGACGAGGACGACUCACAUGAUUGGAGAGAGCGGACAUGCAAAGAUUCGACCAGCGAAUUUUCGGACAAUGACCCCUGUUUUGAUCAGAGCAGUGUGUGUUCUGACAGCCACAAGAAGGCCCACUGCAGCGCGACAAUGACAACUUCGACGAGGUCAGCAGAUUUUUUGUUGCAUCAACCUGCGGACAUGGCAUUGUCGUCAAUGCAGGCCCAGCUUGGCAAUAACAAUGACAACGACUCAAACGACUGGAGAGCGCAAACAACCAACCAAUUCUUUGGAACAGACAAAGAGUCGUAUCCUGAUCAGAACAUUGUGUGUUCUGAUAGCAAGAUCGGCGCACAUUUCAGCGCAACAAUGACGACUUCAAACAAUACCGUGGUAUCUUCGUCAAUGCAGCUUGGUGGCAGCAGCGACAACGUGACUAGCUCGACAUCAGAGCAACCGAAUAGCAACAAUGACCACAUCGAGACGUCUAAUGAAGUUGAUAAAACAAGUACACCAUAUUGGCUCAUUCCAGGAUUCAGAUUUUGCCCGAUAGACGAGGAUAUCGUGCUCCACUAUCUCAAGCCCAAAGUCCUGAAUCUGGCGCUUCAACCGUAUAGGAGAAGAAUAGAAGAGCUGGUCAAUAUUUAUGCUUUGGACCCAGAUGACAUAAGACUUGAUGGACACGACGGAGACAAAGAGCAACUAGGGUUCUUCUUCGUGCGCAAGCAAGCCACGGUGUACAGCCUAGUUUCAAAAAAAGCCACGGCAUACAGCAACCGGUGCUUCUACACCACCCCGGUCGGGUUCUGGAAGAUCCGCGGCCUGCCGUCCCGCGUGAAGCACCACCGCCGCACCAUCGCCUUCAAGACGUCGAUGGACUUCUACUGCGGCAGGGCGCCGCACGGGUGCAAGACCCAGUGGAGCAUGUUCGAGUACAAGCUCAACGCGGACAGAGAAGACCUCAGGAACCUCGCGCGGCCAUGGAUGAACUCCUACGUCGUGUGCAAGGUUCGCAAGAGGGGCUGUCGCCGAGACGCCAAGGGCGGAGAGGUGGAGGCUGCGCCGGCGGCGCCAUACAAGGCGAAAGGGUUGUGGCGGCGCCCCGCACCGUUGCCAGGAUCCCCUAGUGGGAAGCCAAACUCAAGAAGACACAUCGGACAGAUGGACAAGAUAGUUGUGCCGAAGCGCGAUGUAAUACUACUAGAUCGGAAGCUGAAGGAGGCAAUGGGGGCUCCGGAACUAGAGGGCGACGAACCGGGCCUACUUCUUGGGAAGCGCAAGCGUCCUGCUACAUUUUAGGAUGAAUCCUGCCCUUUCGAGCUCGUGAGCUCUAAGCUUCUAACCGAAGUUGUAGACACUAGUAGUUUUAGUGGUUUUAUGUUU